Molecule: messenger RNA, 1993 nt
Organism: Closterium sp. NIES-67
Lineage: Eukaryota; Viridiplantae; Streptophyta; Zygnematophyceae; Desmidiales; Closteriaceae
Source: the annotation of a GenBank genome assembly
AUGUACCCCUGGCUGGCUGUAGCAACAUCCUUAGUUUCCGCUUCUCUCCCAACUUUUGAAGCUCGUUCGGUUACUAACACACGAGAAAGCUCGUCGUCGAUGGGAGCUACUGCAGAACAUUGACGUCGUGAACAACUUGUUUGAAAAAGUAGGUCUUCUUUUGCGUUGAAACGCUGCAGUUUGUGGGCGAAUCUCAGAUUCGCAGUCCUUAUGCUGUGGCGAUGACGUCUUCGCAUUCCUUCCUCCCGUUGCACCAUGAUGAUGGCGUACUGGCGGCGCCGCAUCACCAUGUUCCUACUACGGAUGAUAGCGUAGUACCGCCAAAUGAUCCGGAGCAGCAGCAGCAGCAGCAACGGUCCAAUCAAAACCCGCUCUCCCAGCUCAACUUGAGCCACCACCUCCUAGUCGCCUUUAAGGCGACUCAACAGCGGCUCAAGAGCCUGACUCACAAUCCGCCGCUCUCAGGCUCCCAGUGGGAGCGUCACCACUACUACGUCGGGACGGUUCUCGUCGCCGCCGUUCUCUGCAGCAUCGCGUACGUCGUGGUCUACUCGCUCUGCUCGACCGCGGCAUUCGCUCCUCAACCUUCGUGGUUUCUACGCCCUUCAGGGCAUCCAGAGUCGUCAGAUUCGGUGAUUCAACGAACCGCAGGUGCCUCUACAACUCCGAGCUUGCUGACGUCAUCCGGGUCCCCUACUGCUGAAGACACGUGUUCCGCUCCCAUUGGCGUCAAGCUCCCUCCGUCCCCAUCAUCAACAGCCGGCGAGCCUGUUACUGUAGCACCGGAAUGGAUCCCACGACCGGAUCGGUUUCUCAUGCUUUCAUGCACCAACGGCCAGACCACCAACCGCCUUUUAUGCCUUCAGACCACCGUCUUGGCUGCGAUUCUUCUGAACCGCACGCUGCUCAUCCCGGAGGUUCCCCUCUGCAUCCCUCGCUCGUCCGGAAAACCGGUAGUCUACUCUGAUGUCCUAGACAUUGGCCACAUGUCCAAGUGCUUCGGUGACGAACCAAAUCCUGGGCAGCCAGGUCCGGGAGCAGGCUCGGGAGGAGGCUCGGUGGAAGGAGUCCAGCCGCCACCUCGCAGAGUCAUGACGACAGCAGAUCUUUUCAAGUCAAAAAAGAUUGGGCUUGGCAGUACAUUAGUAGUUGAUAAAUUCCUCUGCGGGCAGGUGCAAUACGGUUGUACCCUGCUUGAGAACAGCUGCGGCGACCUUCCUCCACAGAUAAAGAUUUCGAAUAAGGAGGUUGUGAAGGAGGAGUUCGGCAGUUUCUAUGACCUGGCUUCUAAGAUCGCAGCAGCAACAGCUUCUGUUCAUGUCCUCGCUAUUGGCGACCUCUUUUUCGCAUUCUUCAAGAUCGGAAAUCCCGGUUCAGAAUUCUUCUGGCCAAGCCGAUUCUUCAAUACCCAUUGCCAGCUGCUUUUUCGGCCUACCCAGCCGGUGCUUAACCAAGCAGCCUUUUUUAUUGAAGAGUACCUUGGAAGAAGCUAUGCUUCUAUACACCUACGUCGGACGGAUUUUCUUGACCAGAGCCAUCGUGGCAUGGGUGUACAGUACUGGUCAUUACAGGAUGUGGCGGAUUGCACUGCAGCAAAAAUGUUGCAGGUAAAUGUGACCAAUAUUUUCGUGUCCUCAGAUGCUUCUGAUGAGGAAGUGGCGGUGUUCAAGGAGCAGCUAGAGGCACAAGCAGCACUGGCAAGAGCAGGGGGGAAGGCGUGGUCAGUUGCGGUUAUCCGAUUGCCUAAGAAGCCCGAUCAGCCGCCAGUUGAGCGAGCUAUGGUGGAUAAGUUAGUGGCGGCACAUGCGAUGGUUACGCUGUUCACUCAUAGGUCUACUUUUUCACAUCACAUUGGGUAUUUUAGGGAGAGUCUGGGCCUUUCAUCGUGUCAUGAUGGGUAUAUAUGCCAGGGUAGGCCCAGGGCAGCUACGGAGAUCAAAUGGCCCGAAUGAUUACAAUUUCAAUGAUUGUUCAAUAAUGUAUUGAACUGCCU